Amorphotheca resinae ATCC 22711 is the source of this 1129-nucleotide messenger RNA. RefSeq lists its product as hypothetical. The transcript has 3 exons. Lineage: Eukaryota; Fungi; Ascomycota; Leotiomycetes; Helotiales; Amorphothecaceae. Gene Ontology annotation, biological process: steroid metabolic process. Gene Ontology annotation, cellular component: membrane. Gene Ontology annotation, molecular function: 3-oxo-5-alpha-steroid 4-dehydrogenase activity. The record is from RefSeq and is a predicted model, not a curated record. Bases 71 to 937 code for a protein of 288 amino acids.
CCCGACUUCAACUUGUUCCACGACGCGCCUCCUAAACAAUACCCAACAUUCAGACGCCAUUAAUUUGGUCAUGGCCGAGAACUGGAUACCGCCAACGCGCGAAAACUGGGAGCUGGUGGUCUAUUGCUUCCAGUUCUUCCCCUUGGUCACGAUAUUCCAAUGGGUUCAGCCAUGGUAUGGAGCGGGCAAGACGUCUGGCAAUAGCCGGCUAAACCUGCCCGGCCGGUGGGCGUGGAUCACCAUGGAGAUCCCAGGUUUCCUGACCCUGCUUUACGUCAUGAACACGCUCCCCGCCCAGCUGGGUAUCGCACAGCUUCCGUGGGAGAACAAAGUCCUGGGCGCGCUCUUCGUUAUCCACUAUCUCUACCGCGCCAUUCUCGCGCCCCUGAUCGCCCCCUCCAUGUCUCCCAUUCACCUUAUAGUCUGGGCAAGCGCCGUCUUCUUCCAAAUCAUCAACGGGCUCUCCAUUGGUUCCUGGCUAGCAGGCUACGGCAUCCCUGGUCAUUUUGAUGGGCAAGAUCGCAUGGACGGCAAAACCAGGGCGCGCAUGCUGCUAGGCAUGGCAAUUUGGGUGCUGGGCUUCGCUGGCAAUAUAUGGCACGACGACGAGCUGCGAGAGAUCCGUAGAGCGGUGAUGCGGAAACAUAAGAAGGAAACAGAGACCACUGGGAAGAGUAGAGGUGUCGGUAAGGUCUAUAUGAUCCCGCAGAAUGGCCUGUUUAGGUGGAUUUUCUACCCGCAUUACUUGCUCGAGUGGGUUGAGUGGGCUGGUUUCUGGCUUAUGGCGGGUGUGGACUGCGUGCCCGCGAGGAACUUCUUGUUGAAUGAGAUUACGACGAUGUUGCCGAGAGCGGUGCAGGGAAAGAGGUGGUACGUGGAGAGGUUUGGGGAGGAGAAGGUUGGUGGUAGGAAAGCGAUCAUUCCGGGGUUCUUAUAAAAGUGCAUUGGAUUAUUGAUGGAAGAGCAUUUUGAUAACUUCUAGAAGAAGGACGCGGUGAAGGAGCCGAAAAUACCCAAAUUUUGUUCGUUAAUAUUAAGGGUGGAUUCGAGAAAUAGAUUUUAAUGUGUAUUUGAAGGCCUCGGGGCUCUCCAGUCAUGACCCGCUUCAAGCCAAGAUGAUAGAUUGCAC